Linum trigynum is the source of this 4634-nucleotide messenger RNA. NCBI's taxonomy places the organism in Eukaryota, Viridiplantae, Streptophyta, Magnoliopsida, Malpighiales, Linaceae. The record is from the annotation of a GenBank genome assembly.
GCCGCCGGCAAAAGGUCUCUCCAAACGCCGCCUCCCCGUAGAUUUGACUCCGGCUCCUAGAUUCUCUAGCCACUGGGUUUCUCUAUUUAACAAUCAGCGACGCCGGGCUCCGAUAAUUGCUUCCUUUCCAACUCGUCGUCUUCUAGAUUGUUUUUAGCUUCUCCCUCGUCGUUGGCGUCUUGUCCUCCGUAGCGCCGGCUGAUUCUCCUCGCCUUCCUCAUUUUCAGCUGGGGUUUUCCGGGUAACCUUCGUAGCUUUAUACAGGAUUUUUCUCUCUAGAAUGAGUCAUGCUCUGCUCCCCAAGAAUGUGGCUUUGGUCAUAAAGUACCAAAAGGAUCCUCUGAAAGCUCUUGAAACUUUCAAUUCUGUGAAGAUAGAAGAUGGGUUUAAGCACACAUUGCCUACCUAUAGGUGCAUGAUUGAGAAGCUAGGUAUCCAUGGUGAAUUCCAGGCAAUGGAGCAAGUGUUCAUGGAAACUAGGAUGAAUGUCGAUAAUAACUUGCUGGAUGGAAGCAGUUGAUGUGUUUGAGAGGAUGGAUUUCUACAACUGCGAGCCUUCGGUGUUAUCGUAUAACUCCAUCAUGAAUAUAUUGGUUGACUAUGGGCAUCACGAUCAAGUGCAUAAAGUCUACUUGAGGAUGAGAGAUAAAGGAAUCUCUCCUGAUGUUUACACUUUUACGAUUAGGAUAAAGUCCUUCUGCAAGACGGGAAGGCCUCAUGCUGCUCUAAGGCUUCUGAACAACAUGUCUUCUCAAGGGUGUGAAGUCAAUGAUGUUGCUUAUUGUACUGUUGUUGGUGGGUUUUAUGAUGGGCACUAUCUACUUGAUGCAUAUGAAUUGUUCAACCAGAUGCUUGAAUUGGGUAUUUUUCCAGCCAUUGCUACUUUUAAUAAGCUCAUGCAUGUUCUUUGCAAGAAAGGGCAAGUCAAAGAAAGUGAAAAGCUGUUGAGCAAGGUGCUUAAGAAGGGUUUCUGUCCCAACUUGUAUACAGUUAACAUCUUCAUCCAAGGGCUCUGUAGAAAAGGUGCAGUAAAUAGGGCUGUCAGUAUGUUGGAGAGCAUGAACAAGGAAGGUCUAAUUCCCGAUGUUGUCACAUAUAACACUCUCAUUUGUGGUUUGUGUAAAGGAAAUAAAGUUGCACAAGCAGAGGGCUAUCUGCAUAAAAUGGUGAAUGAAGGGUUACAGCCUGAUGCCUUCACCUACAACUCUAUAAUUCAUGGUUAUUGCAAGAUGGGGAUGAUGCCAAAUGCUGACAAAAUUCUUGGUGAUGCAAUCUUUAAAGGGUUUGUGCCUGAUGAGUUUACUUAUUGCGCCUUGAUCACCGGUUUAUGCCAGGAUAAUCUUGUGGAUCGUGCUGUAUCGGUUUUCAACGAGGCACAGGGGAAGGGCUUAAAGCCUACGGUUAUUCUGUACAAUACACUAAUUAAAGGGUUGUCCAAGCAAGGGCUUGUUCUCCAAGCCUUGGAGUUGAUGGGCGAGAUGUUGGGAAAAGGUUGCAUCCCAGAUACAUGGACUUACAAUCUGAUAAUAGAUGGAUUAUGUAAGAUGGGAUGUGUCUCUGAUGCCACUAACCUUCUGAAUGAUGCUAUUGCAAAAGGGUACAUCCCAGAUAUUUUUACAUUCAACACAUUACUUGAUGGAUACUGCAAGCAGCUGAAAAUGGAGAAUGCUCUUGAGCUUCUGAAUAGCAUGUUGAGUCAUGGUGUCUUGCCAGAUGUGAUCACGUACAACACUCUUUUGAAUGGCCUAUGCAAGGUUGCAAAGUCUGAAGAUGUUAUGGAAACAUUCAAGAUGAUGUUGGAGAAAGGAUGUGUUCCUAAUCUGAUCACUUACAGUAUACUCGUAGAGAGCCUGUGCAAAUCUAGGAAAGUAAAUGAGGCUCUGGACUUACUAGAAGAAAUAGGGAAGAAAGGUCUAGUUCUAGAUACUGUCAGUUUCAGCACUGUCAUUAAUGGAUUAUGCAAUAUAAAGGAUUUGGAUAGAGCAUACGAUCUCUUCAAAAGAAUGAAGCAAGAAUACAACAUUUUGUGGAGAACGUCGACAUUCAAUAUCAUGAUAAAUGGGUUUUCCGAAAAGUUGAAUAUCGAAAUGGCAGAAAAGCUUUUUCAUCAGAUGGGCAAUGAAGAAUGCUGCAGUGCAGAUGAUUACACAUACCGUGUCAUGAUUGAUGGUUUCUGCAAAGUGUGGAGGAUUGACUCUGCAUACAAGUUUCUUAUGGAAAUGAUUGACAAAGGUUUUGUUCCAUCAUUAACGACCUUUGGAAGAGUGAUCAACUGUCUGUGUGUCCAAGAUAAAGUCCCCGAGUCAGUUAGGAUAGUCCAUAUGAUGGUGAGAAAUGGCAUUGUCCCGGAGGUUGUGGAUACUAUUUUUGAGGCUGAUAAAAGGGCAGUUGCAGCACCCAAGAUUGUCGUUGAAGAUUUGCUGAAGAAAGGUUGUAUAACUUACUAUGCCUAUGAACUUCUGUAUGAUGGUGUCAGGGACAAACGGUUACAAAAGAAGAAACAUUCCAGUCACCCUGAACAUCGGCCUGGAAAGGUCUCUCAUCAUGUUGAUAAUGUAUGAAGUUAGAGAGUUGCCGGAAUGUAAAUUACAAAGACCUAGUAAGUUGUUCAUUCCUGUUCAAAGAGGCUGAAUAGGAAGUACUAUACUUCUGCCAUGUUCAUUCUUUAUCCAAAUUCUUACUGUUUCUUGAGGGAAUUUUGGCAUAAUUUUGAAAUCUCAUUCUUGCUUUGUUUAUUGUUACAGAAGAAAUGGGGGACCAAUGAUGUCAGAAAAUGUAAGUUUCUGUUAUCUGAUUAUCCUUGUUGCCUAUGUUUACUUUAGCUUGUUGCCAACUGAUCCAGAUCCUUACAUUCUCGUUAUCUACAUUUGCUGCAUCUCUGAUUAAUAAGCAUGUCGAACCAGAUGUACAGUUAUACUCUCACACGCAGGUUGACACGAAGAGCAAACUAAGCGGCAGACAAGUUUUACCGCUAGCAUCAUGAAGUGGAGUUUCCUCAUGUUGAAGUAACAAUGACGAACUCAAAUCAGCAGGAACUGGCCAUGCCCCCCUUCCAGAAGGAGGACACAUUGGUAUUUGGUACAUUCCAAUAAUUAAAGUCUUUCAACUUAUAUUUUAGGCAUGUCUCUGUUCAGGGCUCUUUAGUGCCUGCCUGCCUCUUCCAUAGAUCUUAUUGAUUUCUGCAACUUUUUUCUCUCAUCUCAGGACCUUGGAUUGUUGAGAUACCAGGCCAUCUUAAGCUGCCUGUUGGUGAAUGUAACGUAUGAUGCUUGAGCACAAGUCUUCGGUAGUUAAUUCUCUUCCUUCUUCAAAAGUACAUUCAUAACGAGUGUGACAUGUUGAGGGAGAUAAAAACAAAAUCCUGAGUGCUACGUGCGAGGAGGAGGAGCAAGCGUACUUAACAUCUUGAUACAGGGCCCAUAUAAGUCGUGGGAUAUUUCAAGUCGACCGAACUGAGUAAUAGAGGUGAGUGUAAUAUAUAUAUGUUUGCAUAUUAUGUGCUGAUUAAACCGUAGGUUGUUAAGUGUAAGCUGCCUGUUGGUGACUGUAAUGGUGUGAUGCUUGAGCACAAGUCUUUGAUAGUAAAAUAAAUUUAUGUUGUCUGAUCCCUGUGUUUAACUACAGCACAGGAUUGAUGCCAUUGCCUGAUCCUCUAGAGCCUGCUGGAUUGCAUCCAAUCUUGCUAUGCUGAUGUAAUUCUAUAUGAAGGUACAGAUCGAUUCAAAUUCUUCUUUCAGCAUUUCUAUUUUUGAGUCAUUUGCUGGUUUUUCCCCUGCAUGUAUGAGGACGAUCUAUAUUAGUAUGAUUGAAUAGUUAGUUAAAACAAGCGACUGUACAAGCUGAGUUUGUGCAGAGAUUUAAUCUGUAGAUUGUAAUACCAAAAUGGAAACUUAAUCAAUGUUUGUGGAUUGUUUCAUCCAUCACUCUCUCCAUUUCUAUGCAUAGUGAUUCAUACCUUGCCUUUUGGCGAGAGCUUUGAAGUUCAUGAUCCCGAGCAUUUUGUCUUUCUUAACAGAUAGCUCUGUGGAAUGCUGCUCAAAUGGUGUCCCUCACGUUUUAUGACCCGGUCCAGAAGGUGUCCUGCUCCUGCAGCUGCCUUGGAGGGUCUCGGCAUAGGGAUACCCUGAUAUCCCAUGACUACCCGACCAACCUGCAAAAGUGGCUAAAGAGAAGCACACAACCCUGCCGAUGGCCAUCAGGGGGUACAUGUUGAACGGCUGCUGCAUACCCGACUCAAAACUCGAGAGCAAACCGUCCCAAGUUCUACGUUUUUACCAAUGCAGCAACCCCUUUGAUGGUUGGCCAUACCAGAAGUCGAUUACCAGAUUUGGGACUGCAGCAGUAUAUUGUCAAUACUCUGUACUAAACCACGAAUAUUCCCUUAUCCCCCUCUCCUCGUACUUGGUAAUUUCGACUUGUUUUGCUCGACUCAAUUUGUCUUAUGAGCAGCUUGAUCUUCCCUUCAAUUCAACUUUCAACCUGUUAUAUCUCAAUUCUCUCCACUAUUAUUUGUAUUCACAUCCUUCAGUCAUAUUUCAACUUUGAUAUAAAUACAAUUACCUAAUCCGUCAUCUACCUCUCAUAAUUAAAAAAAAGUUACAAGUGUUCGUAUCAAAUCAAAUUUUAGAAGAUUA